Molecule: messenger RNA, 1843 nt
Organism: Cylas formicarius (sweet potato weevil)
Lineage: Eukaryota; Metazoa; Arthropoda; Insecta; Coleoptera; Brentidae
Gene: Rab5
Product: ras-related protein Rab-5B
Exons: 3
Coding region: 180-827 (215 amino acids)
Molecular function (GO): GTP binding; GTPase activity
Source: RefSeq, a predicted model, not a curated record
AGUGGCAACGUUUGCAGUUUGAGGACCUGUCACCUUAUAUUUCAUUUUUGUGAUAGUGCCUCCAGUAAUUGCAUUUUGGCCAUUUUUUAGGACAAACAAUUAAUUUGCUAUUUUUAUGUUAUUGAAAAGUAACUAUCGAAUUUGAGAAACCCAGAUCUAAACGAAAUCGUCAAUAUAAUAUGGCAAAUAGAACAGUUACAGCACAAAGACCAAAUGGGCAAACUCAAGGAAAGAUAUGCCAGUUUAAGCUGGUACUAUUAGGUGAAAGCGCUGUGGGAAAAUCUAGUCUGGUGCUCCGUUUUGUUAAAGGACAGUUUCAUGAAUAUCAGGAAAGUACAAUAGGAGCGGCAUUUCUCACUCAGACAAUCUGUUUGGAUGACACAACUGUAAAGUUUGAAAUUUGGGAUACGGCUGGUCAAGAAAGGUAUCAUAGUCUGGCCCCUAUGUACUAUAGAGGAGCUCAAGCUGCUAUUGUGGUUUAUGAUAUUACCAAUCAGGAUACAUUUGGGAGGGCUAAAACUUGGGUCAAGGAACUGCAAAGGCAAGCUAGUCCCAAUAUUGUUAUUGCUCUUGCUGGCAACAAGCAAGAUCUUGCAAAUAAACGCAUGGUAGAAUUUGAAGAGGCCCAAACUUACGCUGAUGAAAAUGGAUUGCUAUUUAUGGAAACAUCUGCUAAAACUGCAAUGAAUGUAAAUGACAUUUUCUUAGCAAUAGCAAAAAAAUUACCGAAGAAUGAGCAAACAUCAGGACAGGGCGGUAGUGCGCAGGGUAGACGACUGACAGAAGGUGACACGGGUCCGAAAGCGACGGGCAAUUGCUGCAAGUGAUGGCCAAUCGAUAAGGAACGGUGAUGCUCAGAUUACAUGGGCCAAGUGCUAUUUCAGAUUACCGAACUGGACUGUGCAGCUGCACUAUAGUGAUAUCUCUAAAUGUAAUAAGAGUUCUUGUAAUGUGAAAUUCAAACGGAACAUGGUUAACGUUUUUGAAAAUAUUUGAAUUUAAUCUGGUAUAACAGAAAACGUUGAUUUAAUGUAAGGUUUAAAAAAUGUCUCCACAUCCAGAUUUGUGAUAAAUUCUUUGUUUUUGUUCUUUUUUUUAUAUAUAUAUAUAUUAUAUAGAAAGUAUAUAAAGCAUUUGGUAGUCUCUUAACAUGCUGAUUGAUUCGAGGUUUUAAAUCAAUUUGAAUUAAACAAAAUUUUAUUAAUUCUACCUAUUAAUUAUUACUAUGUAUUAGGUUAAUGAAAUGUUUAUUUACAACUACUAAGAUGUGAAUAGACAUUUUUGUACUAUUUAUAAAUUAUGGUAAAGUAAGUUUGGUGAAAUAAUUCCUGGUUUCCACUUUUUUAUAAUUAUGUAUUUUUUAUAUGAUUUGUUUUCAAACAUGUAUGCAUGACUGAAAUUUCAUUAAUGUGUACUCUUUAUUUAUAACUACUCUAUUCAUCUCUCCCGGAUGCAUAUAGUAAACAAGUAUAAAAUAUAUUAUAUCAAAAUAAUUUAUCUUAGAAACUACUUGCGAUAUGUGUCCCUAUUGAGUAUCCCAUCUAUCUAGUUUGACAGAUAACUUUAAUCUUUCGUUGUAGCGGGGUGGAUGUACAGAUUUAUUGUAGUACUAAUCUCUUGUCGUAAUGGGUCAUAUUAUUGUUGAAUUAUUUCCAGUAAUAUAAUUUUAAGCUCUAUAUAUAAAUAUCGUAAUUUUAAGUGAAUACCCGGCAGUGUUCACAUAUUGUUGUAUUAUAUUGAACAUAAAAAAAAUAUUUUAUUUGCUUGCUUCAGAUGUUAGUCUUUAUUUUGUGUGCACAGGAAAAGGUUGUACAGAAAGAAUCAUACUCAAAUAAAUGAUAGA